Hevea brasiliensis (rubber tree) is the source of this 959-nucleotide messenger RNA. Its product is annotated as probable calcium-binding protein CML16. The transcript is spliced from 2 exons. Gene Ontology annotation, molecular function: calcium ion binding; enzyme regulator activity. The record is from RefSeq and is a predicted model, not a curated record. NCBI's taxonomy places the organism in Eukaryota, Viridiplantae, Streptophyta, Magnoliopsida, Malpighiales, Euphorbiaceae. The coding region runs from base 144 to 626 and encodes 160 amino acids.
GAAACCAGAAAGAAAAACGUAAGCCCCACAUCUUCAACAAACCAAAAUACCCUUUCUUUUCUCUCUUUUACAAGUUUUUUCUUUUAAUUAUUCUUCUUGGUUUUUGUUCUCUUCUCCUUCACCAAUCACCAUUACCUGCAGCCAUGAUGGCAACCCUCCAAUCCGACCAGCUCAAGCAGCUCAAGGACAUCUUCAUGCGCUUUGACAUGGAUUCCGAUGGGAGCCUGACUCAGCUAGAGCUCGCCGCACUUCUUCGCUCUCUCGGCCUCAAACCUUCAGGCGACCAAAUCCAUGUCUUGCUAUCCAACAUGGAUGCAAAUGGCAAUGGAUAUGUUGAGUUUGAUGAAUUGGUGACCGCCAUAUUGCCUGACAUGAACGAAGAAGUAUUGAUCAACCAGGAGCAGUUAUUGGAGGUCUUUCGAUCAUUUGAUCGCGAUGGCAAUGGAUAUAUUACUGCAGCUGAGCUUGCAGGAUCCAUGGCUAAAAUGGGUCAUCCAUUAACUUAUCAAGAACUAUCUCAGAUGAUGAGGGAGGCUGAUACAAAUGGAGAUGGUGUCAUUAGUUUUAAUGAGUUUGCUAAUAUCAUGGCAAAAUCUGCUGCUGAUUUUCUUGGCCUCACCCUGUAGGCAUAGCCAAUGGUUUCAGAAAUGGCUAUGUGGAUCUAAAUUUUCAGAAAUGGUGAUGGAUGUUUCAGGGAUGGUCUUGGAUGUUUUCAGAAAUGGUUUCUAUCAUUCUUUCUUUGUCUGUGCGUGUGUCUUAAUUUUGAGGUCUGGUCUUUGGUAGGAUUUGAUUGGAGGAGAGCUGCACAAUGAACCAUGUAAUGAAAUUAUACAUACGCCUCAUUCCACUUUAACACAACUUUUAUCAUGUCUUAUUCUUGGUGGUUUGUAUUAAUUGACACGAAAAUGAUAUUUAACCUUUCCAAGAAUCUUGUUUUAAUUCUAUUUCACACAUCAUUA